AUGUCUGGUUCUACCAAUGGCGUACAAGUAAAAAUUAGAGAAAUUUCUAAAAACAAAUGCCCUUAUAUACAUUGUUAUGCACAUCGGCUUAAUCUAGUUUUGGUCGAUGUUGCUAAAUCAGUUGAAAUUGUUGACAAUAAGAUUGGAUUGCUUGAAGCAAUUUAUGCAUUUCAAUCGAGUUCAACUUUACGUUAUAAAAUAUUUUCUGAUGUCCAAAAAGAUUGUGAAACAAUUUUAAAAGUCCCUCAACCCUCAUACUAG
Cinara cedri is the source of this 261-nucleotide messenger RNA. The record is from the annotation of a GenBank genome assembly. NCBI's taxonomy places the organism in Eukaryota, Metazoa, Arthropoda, Insecta, Hemiptera, Aphididae.